Messenger RNA from Sinocyclocheilus anshuiensis, 633 nucleotides. Its product is annotated as nucleoside diphosphate kinase 3-like. The coding region runs from base 27 to 536 and encodes 169 amino acids. Gene Ontology annotation, biological process: UTP biosynthetic process; CTP biosynthetic process; GTP biosynthetic process. The transcript is spliced from 5 exons. Lineage: Eukaryota; Metazoa; Chordata; Actinopteri; Cypriniformes; Cyprinidae. Gene Ontology annotation, molecular function: nucleoside diphosphate kinase activity. The record is from RefSeq and is a predicted model, not a curated record.
GCAACCCUGCGCCUUGGACUGCUAAGAUGAUCAUACUUUGCUUAACGAUAUUUGCGAACAUUUUCAAGACUGGAUGGACUGGCACAAACGAGCGCACGUUCAUCGCAGUGAAGCCAGACGGAGUUCAGCGCAGACUGGUGGGUGAAAUCAUCCUCCGCUUUGAACGCAAGGGUUUCAAACUGGUCGGCAUGAAGCUCCUGCAGGCAUCAGAGGAGCAGCUCAGACAGCACUACAGGGACCUGAGGGAGAAGCCAUUCUACGGUGGCUUGAUCAAAUACAUGAGCUCUGGACCCAUUGUUGCAAUGGUAUGGCAAGGGCUGGAUGUGGUAAAGGCUGCCAGAAAGAUGCUUGGAGAGACAAAUCCAGCAGACUCUCUCCCUGGCACUAUCAGAGGAGACUAUUGCAUUGAAGUGAGCAGGAAUGUGAUUCACGGCAGUGAUUCAGUUGAAAGUGCUCAGAGAGAGAUCUCACUGUGGUUCAAUCAUCAUGAGUUGUUCUGCUGGGAAGAAUGCAAUGAGCACUGGAUCUAUGCUUGAAACCCACAUGUAACACUCACACACUCAUCGUAACAUAGCUUCUGCAGCUUCAUCUGCUCCUCUCAAGAGAAAACUCUGCUCAUGCCAUUAAGUGACC